GCACAGCAUACUGUCACUUUAUCGUCGUGAGGACUACAGCCACGAUGGGAGUUUUGAUACUCAAUCAAGACAAGUUUUCAGAGCUCUCAUCACCGGAAACUUCUCUCUAAAGGAAGAAAGCAGUCGGUGUCGCGUGCUCACGGCUUGAUCUCGCAUGAUUUACAUGCAGGAUGUCAGUGUUGCUGAAAAGCCGGUAAGAUAGUGCAAAGUGAGUUUGCUUAUGAGAGCUGCCUAUUCAGCACCACACAAAGGGGAUCUACUGAGUUCAGUGGUCUGCUGUCAUUGGGUUUGAAUGUCAUAAAGAAUUUCUACUCUUAAAACGAAAUGGAUCACUUCGCAGCAGAGUGCCUUGUGUCAAUGUCCAGCCAAGCAAUUGUCCACGGUCCAAAAGGGAAUAGAGAGAUCAAGCCCGAAACUGCGUCUGCACAGAGGAAUGGAGAAGAAACCAGGGAGCCUUUGAAAGACAACUCAUCUCUUUUUGUGGUGGCGAGAAUUCUGGCGGAUUUUAAUCAACAGACCCCCACCAAUUUUGCCGAGCAGGCAAAAGUAAAAGAGGAGAGCACGCCACCAACAGCAACCCCGACCAGAGAUGAUGGGAACUCUGCCACACCUACCACCAUCACCGGCGACCCUGCUCUUAAACAAAGAAACAAACGAUUUAGGGGGCGAAUUGAACAAGAACCCCCACAGAAAAAGCACAAAUGCCACUAUUCAGGUUGUGAAAAAGUUUAUGGCAAAUCGUCCCAUCUCAAAGCCCACCUAAGGACACAUACAGGAGAACGCCCCUUUCCUUGCACCUGGCCCGACUGCAGUAAGAAGUUUGCUCGCUCUGAUGAGCUGGCACGGCACUAUCGCACCCACACGGGCGAGAAGAAGUUCGGCUGCCCCCUCUGUGACAAGCGAUUCAUGCGGAGCGACCACCUGAUGAAACAUGCACGCCGUCACUCCGACUUCCAGCCGGCCAUGCUGAAGAGGCAGCAUGGUGGUGGCAACGCCACCGUUUCGGGCAGCAUGCGUCCCGGCUCCCUCAGCGAUUACAGUCGAUCCGAUGCCUCAAGCCCCACCCUUAGCCCCGCCCUCAGCCCAGCCAACUCGCCUUAACCUGGCCGCACUUUCUGCCCACAGCGCCUGGGUCUCCAGGCUGAUUUUUUUCUUCUCUAUCCAUUGUUUUUCUUUCCCCCAAAAAAUAACCGGCGUAAUAAGCGCCCAUGCUAAACCCCGUCGCUUGCUGUGGUGUACUGUACUGUACAUAACUGCUUCUUGUAGUGCAAUUUUCUUGUGCAACCCCUAAAAGAGAAAAAAACACAAAAAAGAAAAUGCCUUUUCCACAUGGCAAUAUUUACAUGAUGUACCAUAUGUCUGUAUUUUUAUAGCUUCUGGCCACAGCCUCUUUCCAUUAUGUUUUUUUUUUUUUUGUUGCUGAUUCUUUCAUAUACAACCGCUCUGUUUAAGUGAACUAAAAAGUUGAAAGGUUUGACAGGUAAAGAUGUUUCUUUUUUAUUUAAAACGGGUGAGGGAGAGGGGCACACACACACCUCAGGAUUCAGAACAGUUUUUUUCUCCUUUAAUACUCACAUUGACUGCACAAUACAAGCAUCACUUUACUCCGAAAUUCAACAGAGGUUGAAUUUUGCGCCCUGCUCAGGGAUGGCCUCGUUAGCUUGAAAGAAUGAACAUGAUGAAGAUAAACAUACAUUAAGAAACAGCCUUACACUUGGACAAAAGGAACUUUUGCACUCUUUUUUUUUGUUUGUUGAGUUGGUUGGUUUUCACAUCAGGGGAAGCAAAUUCUGGGUUUUAACAGUCAUUCAUACUCUUUAAUGUUUGUAAAUCAGUCUUUUAAAGAGAGUGGCAGAACCUCUCAGCAGAUACGAAGGGUUGGGGGGUAAUUCUGUCUUGAGACUGGAAAUGACUUUAUUUUCAACAUCUCUAACUCCCGAUAACCCUGUACUCACAAAGAGCUGUGCUGUUUCAAAGGGAAUCCUCUCAAUAUAGCAUGAAUGUCGUGAUCAAUCCACUUUUACAUGCUUGAGCCACCCAAGGAAGAGAACAGACAGCACCACUUCUCUCAGUGGACUAAACUAAACUCCCCUUGAAAUUUUGGAGGCUGAAGUUUCAAAGCAGCUGUUUCCUCAAUAAAAACAGCACAUUCAUCAACUUCAGGGUUUUUCACUACAGUACGACACAUUCAAAGGGACUUGUCUGGAUGUACACCUACUUCAGAUAAAAAUAAAGACAAAAAGCACAUGAGCAGAAUCCACCAAAGACCAAGGUGUGAACGAGAGAACAGUUUUUUUUAUUCCACCCAGAGGAAGAUGGAAGGGAGGGAGGGAGGGAUGUUGGCAUUCUCUCAGGUAACAGCAGAAGUCCUGGCAGCAGAAGUCCAUCUGCAGAGGCCUUCCACUUAGGAAACUGCAUCAUCCUACACAGGGCUAUUCAUAGCACACUAGCCAGGGAGACGAGAGCAUUACAGUGGAGCUUUACGCACUCUGUCUCGCUCACUCUAGCUGAUGAGAAGGAGUGGGCGUAUGAGAGAGAUGGAUGGAGGGCCAAAGUAAAA
This is a messenger RNA of Rhinichthys klamathensis goyatoka, 2560 nucleotides long. It is a transcript of the gene klf13, whose product is annotated as Kruppel like factor 13. Bases 325 to 1101 code for a protein of 258 amino acids. Lineage: Eukaryota; Metazoa; Chordata; Actinopteri; Cypriniformes; Leuciscidae. The record is from RefSeq and is a predicted model, not a curated record. Gene Ontology annotation, biological process: regulation of transcription by RNA polymerase II. The transcript is spliced from 2 exons. Gene Ontology annotation, molecular function: RNA polymerase II cis-regulatory region sequence-specific DNA binding; DNA-binding transcription factor activity, RNA polymerase II-specific.